AUGAUUAACAAACAGGAUUUGGAAAAUGUUUACCCAACAGUUUUGACCUCGAACUCAGCUGAUCCCUUAGUUUCUAGUUCAACAAGGGCUGUCCAACUGUCGACAACGAAUCCAGCUUCUGAUACAUUCGUACCAGUCCAAAAGAACAUAGCCGUGGAGGUUUCGACUGCUAGAUCUGCUGUAAUUGCCACAAUAAAUUCUUCCAACUCUGCUUGCCCACUUCCUGAUGCAAAAUCAAACACCGUUGUCGCUCUCUCGCCUCCUAACUCCCAGUCUGCUUCAUCGCCUACUCCGCCUAUUUCCGCCUCAUCUCCUCAGAAUAUGCUUGCUCCUGAUUCUCUAAACGGUUCAUUGUGUUCACCCAAAGCGGUCAGUCCUUCGACGGAAUCAGUUAUUCCUGCACCCUCUCAGCCCGAGUCUUCUGGCUUUGCGAACAGUCAGGCUCACAAUUCUUCGCAAUGCGUCAACAUACUUCGGUGCUCUGGUAUCAACUCACAACAAAACAAUCUUCAUACAGGUACGGUGUCAGCGGCCAGUUUUUCAUCACCUGUUUCCAUACCUCUGUCGCAUACUACACAGACUCCGACAACUCAGGCAUCACAGCAACCCCCUGCUACUCCUCUACUGAUCUCCCAGCAGCCAACAUUCACGCUGAUUGGCAAUCUUCCAUCAACUAUCUCGUCUUUAACAAGCAGUCUACCUGCAACCAUCCUGUCAAUUAAUAAUACCAACAACCGUGGUUCAUUAUCGUUUAGUGGGGUCAAUAACGGACCUGGCGCAUCUGCCUCUAUCUCAAACAAUGUGUCUGCCAUUGCUGCGUUGCUGCGAGGGCUGGUCCAGUUUAAACAGUCUUCAGAUGUCUCUGCUGCGACCUCUGGUAAUACGAUCGCUGUUAUUACAGAGAAGUCUUUAAAUGAAUCUCCUGGCUUCUCGACUUCCGGCUAUUCAAAUCCCUACCAAACAACCAGUUCCUCUCUAUCCAUGGUGUCGGCGGACACCGUAAACUCCCCUGUAAACACCGCCAUAUCCACUAAUUCUGUCGAUAUAAAUACUCUUGCGGCUGCCGUAGCAGCUGUCACGGGAGUUUUCCCCAAAAAUCCUACGAUAACUCCUGGUCCGGUCCCGGGGUCGAUUUUGUUAUCCUGUGCCAAGCCGACAUCAGGCGAAUCAGGUCCCGCUGUAAGCUCAUCCCAACCUAAUGUUGCAAUUGAUGUGUCGCCUCAAAGCAUUAUUCAGCGUGUCGUUGCCACUGGGAGUGGAAUUCAAAAAUCGCUUGUCCGCAAUAAUAUUGUUCAACCAACGCUUGCCGGUUCCAGCACAAUAUCGGUUAUUCCGUCACUUUCCAAUGGUCCGGCUUUUAGCGAAAUAUCGCCGCGUCCGCCUACCGAUGCUACGGAGCAAUCUAGGAUUGUGAAAGGUUCAAGGGAGUUUUCAGAAACUCAGGAUCCGACAAUUGAUCGCAUUCUGGAGACAAUUCGUGGACAGAUGCGUGCCUCGGACUCAGGUAAAAGCAAAUUGAUCGUGUCAAAUGGUCUCAAGCGGUCCUCUGACUUAAAACCCAUCGACAUUUUACAGUCCGCGAAACUUACAGACGAAAACAAAGAGAUUGUAAAUCAUUCCACUACUUCUGGUACUAUGGUUUCAAAGUGUCAAUUUCCAAUUAAGAAGAGCAAUACGAAGUUGGCUCUCGUUGCUCCGAAUCCAGCCACUAAAUCUGCGCAUGUGCCUCCGAUCUCCAUAGCCUUAAAUCGUCCCACUGUUGGAUCCACGGACUCUGUGCACAGCAAGGUUUACAAAUGUCGGUACUGUGGGAAAAGUUUCAACCGUAAGUUUUGUCGCGAGCGUCACGAACGCCUGCAUACAGGUGUAAAGCCCUACACUUGUGAGGUAUGUGAUGAAAAGUUUAUUCGACUUGAGGACAAGAAACGCCAUGUGCGUUCUAUCCUUCACACCACACGUACCGCCGCCCUUGCAUGUGCGAACGGUAAAAUGAAAGCCGCUACACCGGCUGGUCCACCUUCAUCUGAAUUCGCCGUCCAGGGGCGGACAGAGGAUUCUGCUAACGAGGCAACCUAUCUAGUGGAUGCAGAUGACGCCGUUGACGGAAACGACACUGACAGUCAACAAUUGGACGACGGGAGUAGUGGUGAGUACAAGGAGGACUCCCCCUUUGAGGCCCAGCUGUGUAUAGCAGACGACGAGAUGGACAACUGCAGCGCAAACGAUCAGUCGGAUGGUGACAGUUCGGCGGUCACAGUACAGUUUUUUUCAUCGGGAAACGUGAGCCAGACCGACUCAAUCCCCCCCUUUAAACACUCGAGGCGAUCUGCGCUUAAACAAUGUAUUGUGCCGGUUCGAGUACCUAUCACUGAUGUUGCUCUGCCGACUGCCGUGUCAUCCGUCUCUGCUGACGUAUCCUUGCCCCCCACGGCAGAUACAUAG
Molecule: messenger RNA, 2442 nt
Organism: Spirometra erinaceieuropaei
Lineage: Eukaryota; Metazoa; Platyhelminthes; Cestoda; Diphyllobothriidea; Diphyllobothriidae
Source: the annotation of a GenBank genome assembly